Molecule: messenger RNA, 528 nt
Organism: Pyricularia grisea
Lineage: Eukaryota; Fungi; Ascomycota; Sordariomycetes; Magnaporthales; Pyriculariaceae
Exons: 3
Coding region: 1-528 (175 amino acids)
Source: RefSeq, a predicted model, not a curated record
AUGGUGUGCAGCCCUGGCUGGGGCCAGAGUCGGCUCAUACGGUGGGGUCGGCUCAGGCGGGUUGUGUGUGUGGAGUGCGACGGGCUGCUUCUCAAUGGAAGCGUAGCCUCCGGUGGGACAUUGGUGCUUCGAUUCCCGACAUCUGGGAUGCUGAAAGCUGCUUUGCGGGUGCCGCUGUUCAUGCGUGAUUGGCCAUGCGGCUGCCUGCCGGUAAAAUCAAGCAGGAGUCAACGGCUUUCGCGUCGGAAAGAAAGUCUCAGCGUCGCGGCCAACAUUGAUGGCCUUAUGCGCGAUCAACGGUCGCCAUCCUACCCAUUGCACCGUGUCAGACCGGUUGGCGGGUUCAUCAUGGCUUGUUCCGUUGGCAGGCAUGACUUGACAACAGUGCGUAAGCGGCAAAGCCUGUACGGUGUGGGGUCCCAGCUAACAGAGAACGUUUCAUCGUGGCUGCUCGCCCUGAGGCCGACUAGGCAAAAAGCCUACAUUGAAAAGACUUUGUGUGAACGACAAGUGACUGAACUUGACUGA